Messenger RNA from Salvelinus fontinalis (brook trout), 7874 nucleotides. RefSeq names its product receptor-type tyrosine-protein phosphatase T. The transcript has 35 exons. Lineage: Eukaryota; Metazoa; Chordata; Actinopteri; Salmoniformes; Salmonidae. Gene Ontology annotation, biological process: protein dephosphorylation. Gene Ontology annotation, molecular function: protein binding; protein tyrosine phosphatase activity. The record is from RefSeq and is a predicted model, not a curated record. Gene Ontology annotation, cellular component: membrane. Bases 424 to 4968 code for a protein of 1514 amino acids.
AGUGCGCACGACAGGCUGCUCUUUUUUAGGAAGCAGCCGCACUUUCGGCAUCAGAAGUGAGUGUCAGCACUGGAGAAAGAAUACCUCGCACACUGUCACGUCUUUCUUCUGCCCCAGCACAGCGGAAUAUAAGACUCCAACGCAGAGAUAGAGGUUCAAACGUCGUGUCGGAGCGGCAGGUAGGCUAUAGGGAACCGGGGGACAUCGGAAUGCUCUGCCACUCUCCUCGCUCUUCUCUAUCUGUUCUCAACUCCGCUUGCCAUCAGUUACUGAUUGAAGUCAAACAAUCAAGCCGGGAUUGCUGUCUACUGCCUUUCAGUAGGUCUACUCCCUCACUGCAAUACCAAUGCGAGGAUACUGUCAGUGUAUACAGUCAGCGAGUAAACGGACGGGAGGCGCGCAUGUAAAACAGUCACUGACAAAAUGGACAAAGGGAACUACAUCAUUGCUUCGCUUCUUUUUCAACUGCUGGACUUAAUAUGUGGACAGUUCUUUCCAGGCAGCUGUUCAUUUGAAGACCCCUACAGCAGCUGUGGCUACAGUGUGGCCCUUGGGACCAAUGGCUUCGCUUGGGAGCAAGUCAACACUUGGGAGAGGCCCACCAUGGACGCAGCUGUUCCCACAGGUUCUUUCAUGGUGGUGAACGGCUCCGGCCGGGCGUCGGGACAGAAGGCCCACCUGCUCCUGCCUACUCUGAAGGAGAACGACACCCACUGCAUCGACUUCCACUACUCUCUAUCCAGUCGCGACGGCUCCAGUCCCGGGACGCUCAAUGUCUACAUUAAGGUGAACGGCGGCGCCCAGGGAAACCCUGUGUGGAACGCCUCCGGCUCGGUGACCGAGGGCUGGGUCAAGACCGAGCUGGCCAUCAGCACCUUCUGGCCCAACUCCUAUCAGGUGAUAUUCGAGUCUGUAUCCGUACAGGGCCAUCCAGGGUUCAUUGCGGUGGACGAGGUCCGAGUGUUGGCCCACCCAUGCCGGAAAGCGCCUCACUUCCUGCGGCUGCAGAAUGUGGAGGUGAAUGUGGGCCAGAACGCCACCUUCCAGUGUACCGCCGGGGGGAAGUGGUCACAACACGACCAACUGUGGCUACAGCAGUGGAAUGGUAAAGACACAGCCCUCAUGGUGACGCGGGUGGUGAACCACCGGCGCUUCUCGGCCACCGUCAGCGUCGGGGACACGUCUCAGAGAAGCACCAGCCGCUAUCGCUGUGUCAUCCGCUCCGAUGGUGGCUCCGGGGUCUCCAACUACGCAGAGCUAAUCGUCAAAGCUCCCCCCACGCCCAUUGCCCCUCCGGAGCUCUUGGCAGUGGGGGCCACCUACCUGUGGAUCAAGCCCAACGCCAACUCCAUCAUCGGGGACGGACCUAUCAUCCUGAAGGAGGUGGAGUACCGCACCACUACGGGCAACUGGGCCGAGACCCACAUCGUGGACGCCCCCACCUACAAGCUUUGGCAUUUGGACCCCGACGUGGAGUACGAGAUCAAGGUUCUGCUGACCCGGCCAGGCGAGGGAGGCACGGGUCCCCCGGGACCUCCACUCAUCACCCGGACCAAGUGUGCUGACCCAGUCAACGGGCCUCAGAAUGUCAAUGUGGUGGACAUCCGGGCCCGCCAGCUCACCCUGCAGUGGGAGACGUUUGGCUAUGCCGUGACGCGCUGCCACAGCUACAACUUGACCGUGCAGUACCAGUACGUGUUCAACCAGCAGGAGUUUGCGGCCGAGGAACUGAUCCAGACGUCAUCCCACUACACCCUGCGGGGCCUGAGGCCCUUUGUCACCGUUCGCCUACGCCUGGUCCUUGCCAACCCCGAGGGCAGCAAGGAGAGUGAGGAGAUCGUUAAGCAGACGGAGGAGGAUGUUCCCGGCUCUGUUCCAAUGGAGUCCACCCAGACCGGACCAUACGAGGAGAAGAUCUUCAUGCAGUGGAAGGCACCUAACGAGACCAAUGGUGUCAUCACGCUAUACGAGAUCACCUAUAAGGCUCUGAGCUCCUUGGACCCCAGUGCAGACCUGACCACCCAGCGCGGCAGGGUGUUCAAGCUACGCAACGAGACUCACCACCUGUUUGUGGGGCUCUACCCGGGCACCACCUACUUCUUCACCCUCAAAGCCAGCACCAACAAAGGUUUUGGACCCCCUGUUACCACCCGCAUUGCCACCAAGAUAGCAGCCCCAUCGAUGCCGGAGUACGAGACAGACAUGCCUCCUCUGAACGAGACGGACACCACCAUCACAGUUCUGCUGAAGCCUGCCCAGUCCAGAGGAGCUCCCGUCAGUGUCUACCAGCUGGUGGUGAAAGAGGAACGCAAGCAGAAGGUGCGGCGGGCAGCUGACGCGCAGGAGUGCUUCCCCGUCCCCGUCAGCUUCAAGAAUGCCUCCAUCUUGAAUUCGCCCCACUACUUUGCGGCGGAGCUCCCGCCCACCUACCUGACUGUGGUUCAGCCCUUCACCGUAGGCGACAACAAGACCUACAACGGCUACUGGAACCCCCCUCUCUCUUCGUCCAAGAGCUACAGCAUUUACUUCCAAGCCCUGAGCAAAGCCAAUGGGGAAACCAAAAUCAACUGUGUGAGACUGGCCACUAAAGUGGUAAUAGGUAGGGGACAAAAUACCACGCCGUACAUACUUGUCAUCCCCAGUGAAGGCGCGUCCACCCAGGACUCGGACGCUGUGGAGCCCGAAAAGCAGGUGGACAGCAACGUCAAGAUGGCUGGUGUCAUCGCAGGCAUCCUCAUGUUCGUCAUCAUCCUACUAGGAGUGGUUCUCACCUUCAAACGCAGAGAGAUACACACAUGGAGAACUCUGAGUGUGGGAAGAAAUGCAUAUUCCUACUCUUAUUACCUGAAACUGGCCAAAAAACAGAAGGAGACAGCCAACAGCAGCACUCAGCGGGAGAUGGGACCGGUGGGCACGGCUGACAAGAGCACCACCAAAGUCAGCACUCUGCACAAGGACGACCCUUUCUCCACCAGCAGCCAGGACCUCAAUGGUUUCACAUCCCCCUCUCCCUGCUCCUUCUCUGUGCAAGGCAAAACUCUGCAAAGCAAAUCCCUUUUGAAUUCCUACUACUCAGUGUCGAAGGAGGCUGUUGCAGUCCCUGCAACAGCAUCAAUCGACAGCAGCCAUAGUGAGUUGGCUCAGCCAUCGUUGACCAUCCAGACGUACCCAUACGGGGGCUGUGAGUCAGUAGAGAUGUCCUACCAAGCAGGCCAGUUCCAGCCAGCCAUCCGUGUAGCCGACCUCCUCCAGCACAUCACCCAGAUGAAGUGUGGCCAGGGCUACGGCUUCAAGGAAGAGUAUGAGGUAAGAAUGGGUCUGACGGAAGGACAGGCGGCCCCAUGGGAGACUGCCAAGAAGGAUGAGAACCGCAACAAGAACCGAUAUGGCAACAUCAUCGCUUACCCCACAGAUGACCACACUCGUGUCAGACUGCAACUGCUAGAUGGAGACCCCCACUCGGACUACAUGAAUGCCAACUACAUCGACGGGUAUCAUAGACCAAGACAUUACAUCGCCACACAAGGCCCCAUGCAGGAGACGGUGAGAGAUUUCUGGAGGAUGAUCUGGCAAGAGAAUUCUGGCAGUAUCGUCAUGGUUACGAACCUGGUGGAAGUGGGCAGGGUGAAGUGCGUGAGGUACUGGCCUGACGAGACUGAUGUGUACGGAGAUAUCAAGGUGACACUGAUCGAGACAGAGCCACUGGCCGAGUACGUCAUUCGCACCUUCACAGUCCAGAAGAAGGGCCACCACGAGAUUCGAGAGAUCCGUCAAUUCCACUUCACUAGCUGGCCUGACCACGGGGUGCCCUGCUACGCCACCGGCCUCCUAGGCUUCGUUCGCCAGGUCAAGUUCCUCAACCCUCCCGACGCCGGCCCCAUCGUGACCCACUGCAGUGCCGGGGCUGGAAGGACAGGCUGUUUCAUAGCUGUGGACAUUAUGCUGGAUAUGGCCGAGAACGAGGGUGUGGUGGACAUCUUCAACUGCAUCCGCGAACUGCGCUCACAAAGGGUUAACAUGGUGCAAACCGAGGAGCAGUAUGUCUUUGUCCACGAUGCCAUCCUGGAAGCCUGCCUGUGUGGAAACACAGCCAUCCCAGUCUGUGAAUUCAGAGCCAUAUACUACAACAUUAUCAGACUGGACCCACAGACCAACUCUAGCCAAAUUAAGGAUGAGUUUCAGACUCUGAACAUCGUGACUCCCCGGGUGAGGCCUGAAGACUGUAGCGUGGGACUGCUCCCCCGGAACCACGACAAGAACCGCAGCAUGGACGUCCUGUCUGUGGAUCGCUGCCUGCCUUUCCUCAUCUCUGUGGAUGGAGAGUCCAGUAACUACAUCAACGCUGCCCUCAUGGACAGCCAUAAACAGCCAGCAGCCUUCAUCGUAACCCAGCACCCGCUGCCCAACACGGCCGCCGACUUCUGGAGGCUGGUCUUCGACUACAACUGCUCCUCGAUAGUCAUGCUCAACGAGAUGGAUGCAGCGCAGCUUUGCAUGCAGUACUGGCCCGAGAAGAGCUCCUGCUGCUACGGCCCCGUCCAGGUGGAGUUCAUCUCAGCCGACAUCGAUGAAGACAUCAUCAAUCGCAUCUUCAGGAUCUGCAACAUGGCCAGGCCCCAGGAUGGCUACCGUUUGGUGCAGCAUUUCCAGUUCAUCGGCUGGCCGGCCUAUCGGGACACACCCCUGUCCAAGCGCUCCAUCUUGCAGCUGGUGAGACGUCUGGCCAAGUGGCAGGAGCAGUACGACGGGGGAGACGGACGCACCGUGGUCCACUGCCUGAUGGGUGGUGGACGUAGCGGUACCUUCUGUGCCAUCUGCAGCAUCAGUGAGAUGAUCCAGCAACAGAACAUUGUAGAUGUGUUCCACACCGUCAAGACCCUGAGGAACAACAAAUCCAACAUGGUGGAGACUAUGGAACAGUACAAGUUCUGCUAUGAAGUUGCUCUGGAGGCCCUUAGCUCAUUCUGAGAGAGCAACGCUGCCUCUCGUGUCUGUGGGACACAGUGCUGACACUGCAGAGACACCAACCCAUACGAGGCAGCGGAUGUGUGUGUGACCACACACACACACGUGAGAAACUCUAUACUGAAGAAAAAACGCCCUCCACACUGGGGUUGUGUGCGCUUUUGCAAGACCGGGACCCCUUUUGCUUGUGUAAAGAAAAAAUGGAAUGAAAACCUUUAGACACAGCUUUCAUUCUCUUUCUUCAAUGUCCAUCUUGGACUGUGAUGUGAUCUUGUACAGUCAUUUCCUUUUUAGAUAUAUGCCUUGAAUUUUAUUCCCUCAGUGUAAAAAUACAAACCAAGAAAAUAAACCGACAUGGCUUCCGCUGAUGGGGAUUAAAAAAACACACAAAAACAACACAAUCAGAUUAACAAACAGAACCGAUACCACCGUACAGACGAAGACAAAUGCAAGAUGCGAAGAUUUGAACUCUACCUGGCUUUGCAUCUCUUUUUAAAGAAUAUUAAUUUCGACUGUAUUAUAUAUUUCCCCCCUGUUUUAACAGACACAAAAUGGCAGAUAUUUUUUGUAAUUCUUUGGAUUUUGUGGUUCCUGCAACUCCUUUACAUCCAUGUGCACACGCUGGUUUUCUCACAUUCGCAAAGUGGCAUUUUCUGUCAAUGGCUUGGUUUCUUUUGGUGUUGUGGCAUGUUCUCAUCCUCUUGUGCUGUGCAGACAAUCAUGAAUUAUUCUGGGCCUGGUUUUCAAAAGCAUUUUAAGACUAAGAUGUGUUUGGGAAUCCAGGCCCUGGUUUGCUGCAAUGAAAAUGAGAGAAGAGUCAGUCAACACUUUGGCAUUCUAUGCUGGCUCGACACAUUAUUCAUCUAAACGUAUUUUACAUUCAUGUGUUUUGUCAUUUGCACUGUAUUUUGCACUGCUUUGCCUUCAAUCCCAUUUUAAAAUGGUGUCGUGUAGGGGAGGCUAGGGGCAAUCGUAACAGGGAGCAGUUGUAACACAUUGCAUUUCUCCAAACAGAAACAAGCUGGAGUGAUGAAACACACACAGUACAUUUAUGUUAUGUCUGCUUGAAAAGUUACAGCCAGAUAUCUCACUAUAUUCACUUUUAAAUGGGCAAAUGUUGUUUUUUUUUCAGGGAUGAAAGUCGUUUUUUCCACCAGUUGUAUUUUUAUUAUACUGCUCUUAGCAUUAGUGUCCAAUAAUUCAAACUAUCAUCAUUUUCAUCACUAUAUGUUGACUAAACAUUGACAUAAAUGACAUGUCACUAUUGUUGUCUCUUACUAGGCACAUGAGGUUUUGUCAUGGCUGCUGGGUUGGGGGCAAUUGCCAAUUGUAAUUCAGUGUUAAAAUGACCCUGAGCCAAGCAGCCAAAUUAUGAAAACAAGUGAUUUUAACUUUAAGAUUGUAUGAAUUAUACAAAUAACUUUAAAUAGCCGUGGGGUCCUGCAGAGUGCCACAGAAAUUGUAAACAGAUAUAAUCUGGAAACCAUCAUAUUAUUCAGAUAUUUUGAGAGGAACCAAAUGGCCAUGCACAAACACGGGUGUUACUGUAAUUAUUGGUUACAUACAUAGAAAUAUUAAUACUUAUUGAAAAAUCAUUACUUACGUCUAUGAUAAUAUGAUAACUUAAAAAACAUUCAUGUUUAUGAAUUAAGUGAAUUUAUUUUUUUUAUUUUUUUAGGUGUUACAUUUGACCCCAGCUACUGUUACAAUUACAGGGCAAAUGUAAUGUCUGGACCUUUUGGAUUACAAUCAAUAUUGUGAUCUGACAGUCAUAUGUACAGACAUAUAAAUGGUAUGAAUGAUUAAGACACAGAUGUCAAUUUCUAAUAUAAAUAAAAAUGAUUGACCUAUUUCGAGUGGUCUCUGAGCAAAAGAGUAAAAUGCAAACAUUUUUACAAUUGCGCCAGUCUCCCCUAAUUUGGUCGAUAGUGCCAUACUCACAUCUUUAAACAUAUACAAUUUUAACGAAAUUGUGCAGAAACAUAUCAGCCUAGGGAUAGAGUGGGACAACAUUCUAUUAAUGUGCGCCUCAAGCUUGUCAAGCACCGUAGCAGCCCCCACCCUACUGUUUCCCAGUCUCAGGAUUUGGAUAAGAAGACUAUUUUGUUUUUCAUCCCUGUCCAUUCUGCGCUCAUAUUCUACUUUAUAAGAGCAGUUUGGCUUAUUGUGAGGCUGUCCUAAUAUGGACACCGUAACCGUGUCCUGCCAUUACUCUCCGCCCAUGCAUCUUAUGCAUACUGUUUGGAGAACUUCGGAUUGUCUUCAUCCUCACUAGACAUGGAAACAGAAUCCAUCUGAGAUUGUGAAUCCAACUGUUGACUGAGGGCGGGAUUCAAUUAAAGCGCUCUAGUCGACAAUGCUACCUUUGAAGGCAGCGUUUGCGGAAAUCGUAUUUAAGGAAAAUGCUGCAGAUGGCUCAAUUGGAAACUACCUUUAAAUGUCAAGCUUGCUAUAGAGAGUUUCGGAUUGAAUCCCGGCCUGGGAUUUUUGCACGGGUUUUCUGUCCAUUGAACAGUUUUAGUACAGGAUUGUACAGGGCUUUGUCCGAAGAAUGUUUUGCUGAACAUGGACAGUGACUUCCAGUAUGAGGUGUAGAAGAAGUAUUGUGUCAACACACAGCAUAGUUGUGUUAUUAACAUGCAGCCGUUUGGUGACUGGAACACAAAGAGAAACAGUGUUGGAAUUCUAAUGACGAGAGGUCAAUGUCAAUGCAAGUUGUUUGUUUUGCUUUUCAUAUUUCCACUGUCUAUAUUAUAUUUCGUUUUUCCUCAUUUUUUUUCUCUUGAAUUUGUUCAAAUAAAAUGUUGUCUAGCAAAGUGAUAUUUAGAUCUGGUGAUGAAAUUGCCAUGGUUGUUUUGUUGUUUAAAAAUGUGGUUACAUCAAAUAAAGGGACCAAAAUGUUGAGCAAA